Messenger RNA from Musa acuminata subsp. malaccensis (wild Malaysian banana), 1549 nucleotides. The record is from RefSeq and is a predicted model, not a curated record. Lineage: Eukaryota; Viridiplantae; Streptophyta; Magnoliopsida; Zingiberales; Musaceae.
GGACAUCUCCUCCCCUUUUCUUCUAUUAGCGGAGGCAUGAAGCGGGGGUACGAAGGAACCCCCUCUACUUCCUUCGGGCCGCCCAAAUCCAAGCUCAGAUACGAUUCCUACGACGGAUCGCGGGCUUCGGAGGACGAGAGCUUCGAUAAUGCGCGCAGGGUGGCCGAUCAUUACAGUGCGAGGUCGAAUCAGACGCUGGAGGAGCGGGAGGCUAGCCCCAUCAUCCACUUGAAGAAGCUCAACAAUUGGAUAAAAAGCGUACUCAUUCAGCUGUAUGCUCACCCAAAAGAUGCUGUGCUCGAUAUUGCUUGUGGGAAGGGUGGUGACUUGAUCAAAUGGGACAAGGCAAGAAUUGGAUAUUACGUGGGCGUGGAUAUAGCAGAAGGCUCGAUAAAAGACUGUCGGACUCGCUAUAAUGGAGACUCAGACCAGCAACAACGCAGGAAGAAGUUCAGUUUCCCUGCACGCCUUAUUUGUGCUGACUUUUAUGAAGUUCGUUUGGACAAGUAUUUGCAUGAUGAUGCACCAUUUGAUGUUUGCAGCUGUCAGUUUGCUUUACACUAUUCAUGGUCAACUGAAGCGCGUGCAAGGCAAGCCUUGGCAAAUGUAUCUGCAUUGCUUCAGCCUGGAGGCACAUUUAUUGGGACAAUGCCUGAUGCAAAUGUCAUUAUCAAAAGGCUUAGGGAAGCUGAAGGAUUAGAAUUUGGGAACAGUGUUUAUUGGAUAUGCUUUGAUGAAGAAUAUUCUUCCAAGAAGUUCAAGUCAUCCAGCCCUUUUGGAAUCAAGUACAAGUUUCAUCUAGAGGAUGCUGUUGAUUGUCCUGAGUGGAUUGUGCCAUUUCAUGUCUUCAAAUCCUUAGCACAGGAGUAUGAUCUGGAGCUCGUAUUUGUAAAAAACUCACAUGAGUUUGUUAACGAGUACUUACGGAGGCCCGAGUUUACAGAUCUCAUGCGGAGACUUGGUGCUCUAGGUGAUGGAAAUCAGGAUCAAAGUAAGCUCUUUUGUUCGAUGACCUUGUCGGUCCCCCUGAUGAUGAUGAUGAUGGCACUCACCCAAGUGUCGAAAAAUGCAGGCACACUAUCUCAGGACGAGUGGGAUGUAGCUUACCUUUAUUUGGCAUUCGUGUUGAGGAAGAGAGGUCAACCUAAUUUAAGUGGGAGGAACAACAACACAAAUAGAGGAAAGAUGUUCUUAUCAGAGGAUGACGUUGAGUUCAUUGGUGGCUCACAUGAUCCCUAAGUUUCUUUUGGCAGAUGGGGGACAUAACAAGACUCUGGUACACUCUCGCUAUCAUACAAAGAAAGUGGAAUAUACAUACAUGAUGAUGGUAUUCAUGGAUCUAACAGUAAUAAGGCAAGCUGGUUAUGAUUUGAACCGGACGAGAGUUGAGCUAAAAUUUGUUUUCUAGUGUAACUCACCGAGAUAAACUGAUUAAAGAAUUCACUUUCUUAAUGUAACAAUUAUUGUAUAUUUAAAAAUAGUUAUAGCUUAAGUAACCAAUCGCCUGUUUAUUUUGCUAUAACUGAAAAAUUAGCAGCUUAGAGAUUCA